Messenger RNA from Sphenostylis stenocarpa, 1059 nucleotides. The record is from the annotation of a GenBank genome assembly. Lineage: Eukaryota; Viridiplantae; Streptophyta; Magnoliopsida; Fabales; Fabaceae.
AUGCAGGCUGGCCUGAUUCUAGGUCCUGCCAUUCAGGUAGAGAUAUUGGAAAACUACAGAGAGAAGUUGUUUCCAUUUCCAAGUCAGGGCACACUUGCAACAGUAACAUCAAUUGGUUAUGCACUUUUCAUCUUUACAAGUGGGGUGCAAAUGGAUUUGAGCAUGAUAACCAGGACAGGACACAAGGCAUGGACCAUUGCAAUGACUGGAUUGUCUGUGCCGUUAAUUGUUUGUAUUCCAAUUGCAAACAUAUUCACUAAAAAUAUAAGUAUUCAUGUUGGAGAUGGAGAUCAGUUCUUUGAUUUUUCCUCUGUAGUGCUCGCAGAAACUAUAAUUUCAUUUGCAGUCGUUGCCUCCCUCCUCAAUGAACUUAAAAUCCUUAACUCUGAACUUGGCAGGUUGGCAUUAUCCUCAGUAUUGGUGAGUGACAUUCUGAGCAAAAUCAUCACGUGUGUUACCAGUAUCUUAAAAGAUAGCCAAGAUAACUUUAACAUUGUAGUACUGUUGGUAUCACUGUUUGCCUUUGGCAUCUUUGUUCCAUUAAUUUUUCGGCCUGCAAUGUUUUGGAUCAUCAAACAUACUGCAGAAGGAAGGCCUGUGAAUGAUGCUUAUGUCUAUCUUAUCAUCAUAAUGGUCUUUGCAUUAGGUUGGGUUGCAGUUCAAAUAGAUCAGGACUUUAUCCUAGGAGCUUUUAUUCUGGGGUUGGCAGUGCCUGAAGGACCACCAUUAGGAUCAGCAUUGGUCAAGAAACUUCACUUCUUUGGUAACUGUUUCUUCUUGCCAAUUUUUGUGACUUGCGGCGUGAUGAAGGCAGAUUAUUCCCUACAGUAUUAUUCAUCAGAACUAGUUUUGCUCACUGCUUACAUCACUUUUUUCACUCACUUUGUCAAAGUAAUGGCAUGCACUAUACCUGCCCUCUUUUGCAAGAUUCCCUUACAAGAUGCAUUGGCUCUUGGCCUCAUUUUGAACGUGAAAGGCGUAGUGGAAGUUGGUGUCUACGGAAUCUUAUACGACGAGGGGGUAAUGUAUUUAGUUCCACCUUCCCUUUCCUUUGAAUAA